This is a messenger RNA of Oryzias melastigma (Indian medaka), 535 nucleotides long. Its product is annotated as histone H4. Gene Ontology annotation, cellular component: nucleosome. The coding region runs from base 30 to 341 and encodes 103 amino acids. Lineage: Eukaryota; Metazoa; Chordata; Actinopteri; Beloniformes; Adrianichthyidae. The transcript has a single exon. Gene Ontology annotation, biological process: nucleosome assembly. The record is from RefSeq and is a predicted model, not a curated record. Gene Ontology annotation, molecular function: structural constituent of chromatin; DNA binding; protein heterodimerization activity.
CAUCAGGUCUUUGAGUUGAAGAACUAACCAUGAGUGGAAGAGGAAAGGGCGGCAAAGGACUCGGUAAAGGAGGCGCCAAGCGUCACCGUAAAGUUCUCCGUGAUAACAUCCAGGGAAUCACCAAACCGGCGAUCCGCCGUCUGGCUCGUCGCGGUGGAGUGAAGCGUAUCUCCGGUCUGAUCUACGAGGAGACCCGCGGUGUGCUGAAGGUGUUCCUGGAGAACGUGAUCCGUGACGCCGUCACCUACACCGAGCACGCCAAGAGGAAGACCGUGACCGCCAUGGAUGUGGUGUACGCGCUGAAGAGACAGGGACGCACUCUGUACGGAUUCGGCGGUUAAACUCCACGCUCCGCUGUUAGCAGACAACCAAAGGUCCUUUUAAGGGCCACCACAUGUUCUAAAAAGCAAAGAGUCCUCAUAUCAUUUCUGCGUAAUUAUUACAUAUCAUCUUGUGACUAUUAUUAGAAUACAGAUUAUUUUUAUAAAUGUAAAGGGUGCCACAAAUUGAGUAAAAUUAUGUUUUAACAUCUUAA